CAGGUCAUCCCGGCCUAAUAAGCCGUCCCACACCGCCCCUACCCACCUGCUUCAGCUUCAGCUUCAACAGCAACAGCUUUACAUAUCCCGGAAGUGAGAAAAUGCCACGCCUGCCCAUCCUCGACUCGGACGAAGAGCGCGAGCAGCUGCUCACCGAGAGCCGGCGCCGCGCGCGCCGGAUCCUGCACGGCUUCAUCGACUUCGCUUUCCAGGGCAACGUGCUCGAGAUCGCGUUCGGGCUGAUCCUGGCGUCCAUGUUCACGGCGCUGGUCACGUCCUUCGUCAGCGACAUCCUGCUGCCGCCGCUGUCGGUGCUGCUGCCGCUGAACAAGAACCUGGAGGAGAAGUUCGCCGUGCUGCGCGCGGGGCCGAACCAGCCGUACAACACGCUCAAGCAGGCCCAGGACGAUGGCGCGGUUGUCAUGGCUUACGGCUUCUUCCUGAACCGGCUACUCAAUUUCAUGGGCGUCGGCUUCUCGCUGUACGGCUUGGCUGCUGUGUACCAGUGCGUCUCGCAGGAUCCGAUCAUCAAGCACACGGUCAAAUGCAGGUAUUGCCGGAAGAGGAUCAAUGAGAAGGCUCAACGAUGUGUGAAUUGCUCCAGUUGGCAGGACGGCAGGGAGGAUGUGCAGCCCAACUAGAGGUAGGUAAGGCGUGUAAGGUCGAGGGGCUGUCAUCAGGGGAGAGUUCCAAACCACGGGUAAUGAACCCCUUGACGUUUGCCCUCCUCAUUAACUCAAAAAGAAGGGUUGUUAAUCCCAUCCGUUCCACACGUAUGGUCCUGGCAAAGCUCGCGACGCGUUGUAGUGACACAGAGUAGG
Molecule: messenger RNA, 821 nt
Organism: Chaetomium strumarium
Lineage: Eukaryota; Fungi; Ascomycota; Sordariomycetes; Sordariales; Chaetomiaceae
Product: large-conductance mechanosensitive channel
Exons: 3
Coding region: 102-641 (179 amino acids)
Biological process (GO): monoatomic ion transport
Cellular component (GO): membrane
Molecular function (GO): mechanosensitive monoatomic ion channel activity
Source: RefSeq, a predicted model, not a curated record